GCGAUGCAAGAUUUAAUCAGAUUAGUACAUGGAAACACUUCUGGCAUAAAGAGAUUGGUUCGAGAAUUCAGGGUGUUUUGGUUAAAACAGUCCCAAAAAACUCUCUCAGAUACCAGUUCCUCAAGCCAAGAGGAUAAGGGGAAUGAUAGUUUGGUUGUCACAGAAAAGGAAUCAGCUGUGGAUCAAUCUUUCAAUGAUGUCACCGAAACAGAAGACAAGCUGUCAAGAAAUGAUGAAAAUAAAGAUACAGAAAAUGUUAAAGAGGAAGGUUACGGUUGUUGUAUAAGUAAACGUCAGCUUGAAUUGAAAAUUUUGUCCAUUGCUGUUCGUGAGAGGCGUGAAGGCUUUAAAAAAAUAUGUUGGUAUGUCCAUGAAAAUAUCCUUAGCCAAUUUAGUAUGUCUGACAUUAAACUUCCUAACUCAUGGGUUUACUUCUCAAUCACUCCUGCCAAAAACAUUGUAUCAAAUGUCAAUAAAUCUAUUAACAUAGUGAAAGAUGACUGUGCAGCAGAAGUUAAUGAAUUGGAGAGGCAGGAGGAACAGGAAAUACCUGUAAAACCACAAGCUAAAGAUCAACGGUCUAUUAAAGAUUUUGCUCUUUCAAAAGAGGAGUUGGCUAAGAAGAAUGAGAUUCAGGCUGCUAAGGCUGUUGAAAUUUCUAACUUAAAAACAAACAUGUUAGAUACUCCCAAAGAAAAUAAGUUAAACAUAGCUGUUGAAAAUUCUAAUCCCAAGUUAGUCGUAUCAGAUACCCCCAAGUGUAUAAAAGCCAUAAACAAGUCUCUUCAAAGUUCUACCACCAAGUCAAUUGUCUCAGACACCACUAAAGAAGUUAAGAAAUCUAACAACCAAAGAUCCAUUAUGGAGUUUGCAAAGAAGCCAAAGUGUGGCAAAGACAUGCUUUAUGUAACCUCUGAGUCAAAACUGAAAAUGGCAAAGUGUACAGUAGGUCUUGAAGAGAUCAAUACAAAUUUGUAUAAUACUUCAAAUAAUAAAAAUGGAUCCAGAUCACACGAGUCGGAUUACAUUCUGAUCACAGAUUCUGAAGAUUCAGCUAUGUCUCCCUUUACCAUCAUGGGGUAUAUGACUGAUACUCCUGUAACUGAUGCACGAAACCCAUCUAUUUCAUCUACACUUGUGAAUUGUGACAAAGGCAUUGAAACUAUGGCGGACAAAGACAAUGAAGCUAUGGAGGAAAAAUGCAUUGAAGCUAUGGAUGAAGCUAUGGAUGUAGACUCAAUUCCUAAACUCCAAAACGAAUCCCUUUCAACAACUGAGAAAGUUAAUGUUGAUAGCAUUACCAUAAUGGAGUAAAUAAGUGAGAAUUUUGUGAACGAUAACAUAAUUUUAUAUUCUAAAGACUUGUUUUGACAUUGUUUAUGAUUUGUAUGUUUAUUAGAAUGUUAAAAUGCAUGUGUUAAAAAAUUGCGUAAGUAGCACUAAAGUAGUAAGACCUUUUUG
Molecule: messenger RNA, 1461 nt
Organism: Lymnaea stagnalis (great pond snail)
Lineage: Eukaryota; Metazoa; Mollusca; Gastropoda; Lymnaeidae
Source: the annotation of a GenBank genome assembly